Molecule: messenger RNA, 1853 nt
Organism: Ziziphus jujuba (common jujube)
Lineage: Eukaryota; Viridiplantae; Streptophyta; Magnoliopsida; Rosales; Rhamnaceae
Product: AT-hook motif nuclear-localized protein 24
Exons: 1
Coding region: 571-1503 (310 amino acids)
Biological process (GO): vegetative to reproductive phase transition of meristem
Cellular component (GO): nucleus
Molecular function (GO): minor groove of adenine-thymine-rich DNA binding; DNA-binding transcription factor activity
Source: RefSeq, a predicted model, not a curated record
AAACCCCCAUCCCCGAUCUAUUUUUCUCUCUCGCCAUCUCUCUCAAUUCUAACCCUAACUCCUGCAACAACAAAGAGAAGGGGGAAAAAAAAAAAAAAGAAAAAAAAAAGCCCUCCAAUAUUACUACCAAAACCCACAAAAUCCUCCAUUAACUCAAGCACUUUUGAGACAAGAAGAUGAAGAAGAAAGAUGGUGGCAAAUUCAGCUCAGAAUUCCAUGGCUGAUUCCAAAACUCCUGUCCUCUCUUCUCUUUCUCAAGGCUAGCUAAAGCUUAUACUAGCUAGUAUUAAUUUUACUUUCAUAUACAAAGGUAAACCAAAAUCUUAAGAAGAUGGAGACCCAUAAGUACUAGUUUUCUUUAUUCUUUGUAUAAGCCCCCUCUUUUGCAAUUUCCCUUUUUGUUUCUCUUUUCAAUUUUUACAACCCUUUUUAGUAGCACUCCAUUAUUUUGGGUUCUCUAAUUUGCUUAGCUAGGUUCUCUGUAUGUGAACAAGUGAUAUACCCAAAAAAAAAAAAAGAAAAAAAAAAGAAAACAGUUUUGCAAAGAAACAAAAUAAAGAAGCAAAGCAUAUGGAUGCCCAUUCUCUUCCUCCUCCUUUCCAUACAAGAGAUUUCCAUCUCCAUCACCAACAGCAACCAUUCCAUCACCAGCAACAGCAGAAUUCCGAAGACGAACAGACCGGCAGCAGCGGCCUAAUAAACAAAGCUCAGAAAAGGGAAAGAGAUGACAACAAUGACAGCGGGAACGGCAACGGAGAUGACACGGACCUCGCCGUUGGUGCUGGUGGUGAAGGCGAAAUGACAAGAAGACCAAGAGGUAGACCGGCGGGAUCCAAGAACAAACCAAAACCGCCAAUCAUUAUCACCCGGGACAGUGCCAACGCUUUGAGAACCCAUGUCAUGGAGAUUGCUGACGGCUGCGAUAUCGUCGAAAGCGUUUCUACCUUCGCUCGCCGCCGGCAGAGAGGUGUGUGUAUCAUGAGCGGUACCGGAACCGUCACUAAUGUUACUCUUCGCCAACCGGCUUCGCCGGGGGCAAUCGUGACUUUACAUGGAAGAUUCGAGAUCUUAUCUCUAUCCGGCUCGUUCUUACCGCCGCCUGCUCCGCCGGCCGCGACGGGAUUGACUAUAUAUCUUGCAGGAGGUCAAGGACAGGUUGUUGGGGGAAGUGUGGUGGGAACGCUGAUUGCGUCGGGACCGGUUGUGAUAAUGGCAGCAUCAUUCAGCAACGCAGCAUAUGAAAGGCUUCCACUCGAAGACGACGAAGCUCCGCUUCCAAUGCAAGGAGGAGGAAGCAUUGGGUCUCCUCCCGGGGGAAGUGGAGUUGGACAUCAGCAGCAGGCAGCGCAGCAGCAGCAGCAACAGCAGCAGCAGCAGCUAUUGGGUGGCGGUGAUGGGAAUACAAGUGCUCCCCUCUUUCAUGGAUUGCCUCCUAAUCUUCUCAAUUCCAUUCAAAUGCCAGCUGAAGCUUAUUGGGCUACCGGCGGUCGUCCUCCUUUCUAAACAAUUGGCCUACCAGCGGUCUUCCUUCUACAAUGUUCGACAAUUAUAUAUUCAAGUUCAACUUGUUAUCCAUGCCAUCCACAUAUCAUCCAAAAUCCUUCAGUCUUACCAAACCAUGUAGCUAGCUAUGUAUAUGUACAUAUAUAUGGCUAGAAGAAUUUGGAUUAUUGAGCUUUGAUCAGCAGGUUAUUUUAUCUGUUCCUUCUUUUUUUUUUUUUUUUUUCCCCCCUUGGUUUUUCGUGUUAAUUUGAUUAUGGUUUAGAUGAUGAUGAUUAUAUGCUUUAGAUGUUGAUUAUUCGAGGAGUAUUAUGUAUAUUUCAUGGGAUUCUUCAGUGAGUUUUGAACUUAUA